This is a messenger RNA of Haplochromis burtoni (Burton's mouthbrooder), 3279 nucleotides long. It is a transcript of the gene gls2b, whose product is annotated as glutaminase 2b (liver, mitochondrial). The coding region runs from base 32 to 1957 and encodes 641 amino acids. The record is from RefSeq and is a predicted model, not a curated record. Lineage: Eukaryota; Metazoa; Chordata; Actinopteri; Cichliformes; Cichlidae. Gene Ontology annotation, biological process: L-glutamine catabolic process. Gene Ontology annotation, molecular function: glutaminase activity; protein binding. The transcript is spliced from 20 exons.
UAAAAAAACAGUCCCACCUUUCCGAUGACACAUGAAGGUAACAAAACUUCAACUUCAGCCUAAAGCUGCCAUGCAUUUCCUGAACGCGCUGCGCCUGUCAAACUCUGCUCAACUGAUGGUCAAAAGUACAGAUGUGGCGAAGAAGGUUUUCAUCGUGCAACCAGCAUGCUGUUUGGGCACGAAAUCAAUAACUCAGUUUCAGAGACGAUCCCCUGCACUACGCGAUCGUUUGCAUCUGAAAAUGAAUAUGCAUUCAAAGCCAUCUGGUUCCGGAGUGGAAAACAUGCUUUUCUACACCAUCACAGAGGGAAAAGAGCAAGUGCCCAUCUCACACUUUACAGCAGCACUGAAAAAAAAUGGCCUUCACCCAUCCGAUCCUCGCCUUAAAGACUGCAUGGAGAAGCUCCGAAAGGCCGUGAAGGAAUCUGUUGGCGAGGUGAUGAUGGACAAAGACCUUUUCCACAGAUGUGUAGGAGGAAACAUUGUUCUGCUAAUCCAGGCCUUCAGGAAGAAGUUUAUCAUCCCUGAGUUUGACCUGUUUGUACAGAAAAUAAAUGAAAUCUACGAAAAAGUGCAGAAGCAAAGUGAUGGGAAGGUUGCAGACUACAUUCCCCAACUGGCUAAAUUCAGCCCAGAGCUAUGGGGUGUGUCUUUGUGUACAGUUGACGGACAGAGGCACUCAGUAGGCCACACCAAACAGCCGUUUUGCCUGCAGUCCUGCGUGAAGCCCCUGCAGUAUGCCAUUGCCGUACAUGAGUCAGAAACUGAGAAGGUUCACCGCUAUGUUGGCAUGGAGCCCAGUGGACUCAAGUUCAAUGUGCUUUCACUUGAUGAUGAAGAUAAGCCCCAUAAUCCCAUGGUGAAUGCUGGAGCCAUUUUGAUCAGCUCUCUUAUCAAGCCUCACUCAAAUAAGGCAGAAAAGUUUGACUAUGUUAUGGAGUUUGUGAAAAAGAUGGCUGGCCAAGAAUAUGUAGGAUUCAGCAAUGCCACGUUCCAGUCAGAAAAAGAAACAGGCGACAGGAAUUUUGCCAUCGGAUACUACAUGAAAGAGAAGAAGUGUUUUCCUCUGGGAGCAGAUAUGAUCGAUGCCCUUGACUUCUACUUCCAGCUUUGCUCCAUUGAGGUAACCUGUGAGUCAGGAAGCAUCAUGGCUGCCACUCUGGCCAAUGGGGGAAUUUGCCCAAUUACAGGCGAGCGUGUCCUGAGUACUGAGGCUGUGCGAAACACCCUGAGCCUCAUGCACUCCUGUGGCAUGUAUGACUUCUCCGGCCAGAUGGCUUUUCAUGUGGGCUUGCCUGCAAAAUCAGGAGUAUCCGGUGCAAUUCUGUUGGUGAUCCCCAAUGUGAUGGGAGUGAUGUGCUGGUCUCCUCCACUGGACAGGGUUGGAAAUAGUGUCCGAGGAAUACACUUCUGUCAGGAACUUGUGUCAGUGUUCAAUUUUCACAAUUACGACAACUUGAGGCACUUUGUAAAGAAACAGGACCCUCGCAGACAGGAUGGAGAUGACAGGAACAAGUCUGUUUUCAACUUGUUGUUUGCUGCCUACAGUGGAGAUGUAUCGGCACUGAGAAGAUUUGCACUUUCUUCCAUGGACAUGGACCUCAAAGACUAUGAUUCUCGAACAGCGCUUCAUGUUGCUGCAGCUGAGGGUCACAUGGAUGUAGUAAAAUUCCUCACUGAAACCUGCAAAGUUGAUCCAUUUGUAGAAGACAGGUGGGGGAAUCUACCGGUCGAUGAUGCCAUGCAAUUUGGGCAUGACGAGCUAGUGAAGGUGCUCAAAGAUUACCAGCAAGAGUGCAGGCAGCAGGAAAAGAAGCAAAGUGAAGCUGUGCAUCCCCAGAAGCUUGACACCAUUGAUGGCAUGAUUGCCCUGGACCUGACCAGAAUGAGAGUGGGUCACGGUGUUGGAUUGGACGGUGUGUGUAUCUUGUUCUGGACUCUACGAAGAGGUGCUUGACGUGUGUUUCCCUGACCCUCUCUUGGAAUCCCCGGAACACUGUCACUCUGUAUAUGUAAAUAUUUCACUGGUGUUGUAUAUAAAUCCCCUUUUGACUGCACAGUUCAGAGUCCUGUCAUUGAGCCCUGCUUCAGUAACAGUGAGAUGUAGCAACAGUCAGUGAGAUGACUCAUGAGAACAUAACACAAAGUUUGUAUUCACAGUAGCUUACCCCUGACAGUGUGUUAAAUUGAGAGGUGAACAUUCUUCAUCACAAGAAUGUGAUUAAUCAAGCGCAAAAAAUGAUGAAUAUGUGUAAUUAGCGAACUGUUUUUCAUUAAGAUGAGGAACGUAACCCUCUUGCAGAGAUAUUACAGAUACGCUGACCUUUGGAAUUAGUUCCACCAACUGAGAAAAUGGUUAAAAAAUGUUAUGCAUUAAUUCUGUGUUGAUUAACUUGUGUAUUAAUUUCUAAUAUGUUUGCUAAUCUUGUCCACAUAUCACAAAGAGAUGUGCACAGAUUUUUAAAUAUUCACAGAGGCAUGAAAGCAUUUCUGUUAAAGAAUUGGGGAUUUAUGAAACAUUAGACAACACAAAUCUAAAUAGACUUUAAAAAGUGCAUUAAGCUAAAACUUAAUCACCAAUUUACCUUUAGUAUUAUAUAUAAUAUAAUGCAAUUAUAGAAUGAAACCCAUACUAAAACCACAGGAUAACCUUUUGAGCUUGUAACAACAGAAACAGACAGUCUUGUUCUGGUCUUCUGAAGUUUUCAACCACAUCACACAGGCAGCACAUUAAAAUCAUCCAUGUGUCAGCUGACAUCACUCGUUCAGUUCGGGCUUGCACACCAGCAGUUCUUUCACAGUUGCACAACUAUUAGGUUCAUGGUUGGUGAUACAUCUGGAUUGUCAAACUCUUCUACUGGGACAUAUGGACAUCUACACUUUUAGUGGUAGUUGUCAUGAAGCUGUUGCCAUUAUGAUGCAAUACUUACAGCUUAUAGCUUUUCACAUUUAAGCUGCAGUUUGCUGCAGUCUCCCUCACUCAUUCUUUCUCCACAGACAAGUUGAUAUAUUCUUGUACACAAGCAGUGUUUACUGAAUCCAUGAGAGGUCAAAGAUGAAAAAAUUACAUUUUAAAUGAAAUCACGACACAGGGUGUCCUUUUGCUAUGAUUGCUGUGUAGUAAAGAUUGUAGGUCUUUUGAUUUCAGUAUGUGUGUUAACAAACUUUAAAAUAUCAGAAAACAGUAGUCUGCUAUAGUAAAAUCAAUACCCAACUUCUCCACUUCUCCAUUCCAACUUACAUGUUAGACGGAGUGCAUACUGUACAUGAUGAGGUUGU